UGGAAGGAUAAUGAAAAUGACCUUAUUAGUGCUUCAACGAAUGGAUGCGAUAUGUUGCUUGAUGGUCAUGCUCCAAGAUGCGGCGAAAUAAUGCGAAUGCCUAAUUUAGCAAAGACUUUUCGAGAAUUUGCUGAAAAAGGAAAAGAUGGAUUCUACAAAGGUCGAAUCGCUCAAGCUAUUGUUGAAAUUAUACAGUCUAAAGGAGGUGUCAUGACUUUAGAAGAUUUAGCCUCUCAUACUUCUACCCGCGUAGAUCCUAUAAGCAUUGAUUAUAAAGAUGUGACAAUAUGGGAAUGCCCACCUAAUGGACAGGGUAUUACGGUUCUUAUGACUCUUGGUAUACUUCAAUCACUUCAAGAAAAUGGUAAAAUAAGAGAUCUUAGUGAAAUGGAUCAUAAUUCGGCUGAGUAUUUACAUGCCUUGAUUGAAAGUUUACGACUGGCAUUUGCGGACUCUACUUAUUAUGUAACAGACCCUGACUUUUAUAAUGUGGAAUAUCUUUCAGAACGUGCUAAACUUUUUGACCCUACAAAAGCAAAUGAU
Scutellospora calospora is the source of this 543-nucleotide messenger RNA. NCBI's taxonomy places the organism in Eukaryota, Fungi, Glomeromycota, Glomeromycetes, Diversisporales, Gigasporaceae. The record is from the annotation of a GenBank genome assembly.